CGUUAUAAUAACCUCGCGCAUGAACUCGUUGCUGGAAAUUAGAAAAUUAUUUAACGAUAGUUUUUUAUUGUGUGUGUUACAAACGACGAUUUUGUGAAUUAAAAAAUAAUUAAAAUUUCACAUAAAAAUAAAUAUAUCAAAAUAAAGGAAAUACAAAGGUUCUUAACCAAUCGUAUACUCAUUUUGACUGAGAGAAAAAAAAACCAAAUCAAAUAAGGAAAUAUAUAUAAAUUAUACGAAGGCCAAUCACCUUACAAGAAAUUAAAAUGUCCACUAAAGCAAAAAGAGCGGGUACAGCCACACCCCAACCCGGUGGUACAUCAACCCCACUUUUAGGCACAAGUAGUACGCGUCCAUCCAGUCCACUCAGUCCGACUCGUCACAGUCGUUUGGUUGAAAAAGCCGAAUUGCAAAAUCUCAACGACCGUUUGGCCUGCUACAUCGAUCGUGUGCGCAAUUUAGAAAACGAAAAUGCUCGUCUAUCGAUCGAAGUGCAGACCACCAGGGAGACAAUCACCCGGGAAGCUUCCAACAUCAAGUCGAUGUAUGAGCAUGAGCUAUCUGAUGCCAGAAAGUUGCUCGAUGAUACUGCACGCGAAAAGGCAAAGCUCGAGAUUGACACGAAACGUCUAUGGGACGAAAAUGACGAACUCAAGACAAAGCUCGAGAAAAAGACCAAGGAGUGCACUCAUGCUGAGAACAGUGCACGUAUGUACGAGUCGAGAUGCAAUGAUUUAAGUACAAAAUACAAUUCAGCUAGUGCUGAUCGCAAGAAGGCUCUUGAUGACGUUGCUGAGUUGCAAAAGGAACUCGAACGUCUGCGCAAGCAACUGGAAGAGGCCCGUAAGCAUCUUGAGGACGAGACAUUGGCUCGUGUCGAUUUGGAAAACAACAUCCAGAGCCUUCGUGAAGAGUUGACUUUCAAGGACCAAAUACAUUCACAGGAAAUGUCUGAGACUCGCACUCGUCGACAGGUCGAGAUUAGUGAGAUCGAUGGUCGUCUGUCGGAGCAGUAUGAAGCUAAACUACAACAAUCACUUCAAGAGCUCCGUGAUCAAUACGAGGGCCAGAUGCGUUCAAAUCGUGAUGAGAUUGAGAUGCUCUAUGAGAACAAGAUCAAGGGCCUCCAAAACGCUGCCAAUCGUAAUUCGAAUGCUGCAGCAUCAGCAAUUGAAGAGUUGCGCACCACUCGCACUCGUAUCGAUUCCCUGAACUCACGCAUCGGUGAGUUGGAAUCCGCAAACGGGGCUUUGAGUGCAAGAUUGCGAGAAAUGGAGCAAUUGUUGGAUCAUGAACGUGCUCGUCACAACGCUGACUUGCACGGCUUGGAAGCCGAAUUGAAUCGUAUGCGGGAGGAAAUGGCCCUGCAGUUGCAGGAAUACCAAGAUCUGAUGGACAUCAAGGUUUCUCUUGAUUUGGAAAUUGCCGCUUAUGAUAAAUUGCUUUGCGGUGAGGAAUCCCGUUUGAAUAUUACUCCAUCGGCAUCAAAUACAGCAAGUGCUAGCAGCUUGAGCCACUCGUUGAGAUCGACUCGUGCUACUCCGAUGAGGCGCACACCAACACGCGGCCAGUCGACUGCCAGUGGAGCUUUCAAGCGCAAACGUACUGUCGUUGAAGAAUCUGAAGAUCGUAGCGAAUCUGAGUAUUUUGUGACUGGAAGUGCCAAGGGAGACAUUCAAAUAUCUGAAAUAGAUCCCGAGGGCAAGUUUGUAAAGCUCUUCAAUAAAUCACAAAAGGAGAUUGCUAUUGGCGGAUGGCAAUUAUUGCGUUCAUGUGGAGCUGACGAAACAUCGUUCAAGUUUCAUCGUUCAGUUAAGAUUGAUGCUGGCGCUACAGUCACCGUUUGGUCGGCAGAUGCUGGAGUUGCUCAUGAGCCACCAAGCAACAUUGUAAUGAAGACCCAAAAAUGGUUUGUGGGCGAUAACAUGAAGACAGUUCUAUUCAAUACUGAGGGAGAGGAUGUAGCUGCUUCGGAGCGCAUUAAGAAAACUGUAUCAAGUCAUGUUUCACGUCAUCGAUCAUCAGCAAGAGGAUUCCCAUCAACGCAUGUAACAGCCGGUGGUGCAGAUGAGGAGAUUUAUCAUCAGCAGGGUGAUCCACAGGGAGAGGAAAAGUGUCGUCUCAUGUAAAGAAAGCUCUCUUUUGUGUAUGUUUAUUUUCUUUAUUAAAUCAAUAAUUUUUCGAACAAAACAAAAAAGAAAAUAUCGUUACUAUAAAACUACAGAGGGCCUUAAAAUACAAUACAAUAUUAUUCUUAAUUUUCUUUUUCAUUAUUCAUAGAUAUUCUAAAAUUAAGGCUUGUCAAAGCCGCAACAUUGUAUACUUAAAAAAACACAAACAAAAAUAAAACUCCAUACAAAUUAUCCUUAAGUUACUUAUUCCGUUUAAGUCCACAAGUUCAAGUCUAUUGUGGAACAAAAAGACAUCAUCACUACUCCCGCCCGUUUUAAAAGUAGAAAGCUCGCGCACAAAUACGUUCAUAGAAAGCAUUGCAAUUUAGUUUUUUUUUUUACUUUUGUAUUUUCAUUUGCUAUUUUUCCUUUGUUUUUGUUCGAUGGAAAUUAAUUAAUCUAGGUUUUCUUUUUUUUAUACAAAUAUAUAUUUUCUUAUAAAAAAAAUAUAGUAUGGUUAAAUACAGAUUUUUUUAUUUUA
This is a messenger RNA of Episyrphus balteatus (marmalade hoverfly), 2652 nucleotides long. Its product is annotated as lamin Dm0. NCBI's taxonomy places the organism in Eukaryota, Metazoa, Arthropoda, Insecta, Diptera, Syrphidae. The transcript has 3 exons. The coding region runs from base 267 to 2129 and encodes 620 amino acids. The record is from RefSeq and is a predicted model, not a curated record.